Messenger RNA from Rotaria socialis, 1422 nucleotides. The record is from the annotation of a GenBank genome assembly. NCBI's taxonomy places the organism in Eukaryota, Metazoa, Rotifera, Eurotatoria, Philodinida, Philodinidae.
AUGCUAGCUCAAAUUUUACAUGAUCUCCAUGUUCCAAAGGAAAUACUAGAUGAAUUACCAGAAGAUCAAAAACAAAUACUAUUUUGUAAAAUGCGUGAAGAACAAGUACGAAGAUAUCAUGAACGAGAAGCAGAAGAAAAUUUUAGAUUAACUGGACAUAUAAGUAAAAAGAAAAAACAGGUAACAUUUCGACUCGAUAAUAAUGGACAUGAAUGGUGUUUGGUGAUGGGUGAAACUUUAGAAAACAAUGAUGAUGAAUUUCAUAAUAGAACUAACAAUGAAAACAUGGAAAUCGAUUAUCAAAGUGGAGAUAAACAAUUAAGCAUCAAUACAAGUAAUACUCAUACGUUUCCAGCGACAAAUGGUGUUUUUUACACGGUACAUCGUGAUGAACGUAAACAAAUUGAAGAAAUCUCAAAUAACAUUCAAGAAGCACGUCGUAUCUUCGAACGACUUGAAACGGAAACUCGACGACUUGCUUUAAGUAAAGAAAAUGAAAUUUUUCAAAAACAAAAACGUCCUCAGACAACUUCAAUACCAAUCUCACAAUCAGAUUUUGUCGAUGAAAUAUUCUAUCAUGAAAUUGAAAAACGUGCAAAGCAAGCCGAUCAAGAACGGCGUGAAGCAGCUCGACGUGCACGAGACCUCUUUCAUCGUCAAUCAGUCGAAUUGAAUGUCUGCUUAGAUACUGACAAACAUACAGAGUUUACUCUACAACCAAUACCGUUAAAUUCAUCGAAUCGAACAAUACCGAAGGAGAAAAAAUUAGAAAUUGAAAUUGAAGUUGAAGAAAACAAAACUCCUGCUUUUCCCAUAUUCACUUUGGAUAAUUCGAAUAAAUUGAAUAUUGAAGACGAAUCCAAACCAACAUCCAUUACUGUUGGACAUCAGCAAUCCAAAUCAUUAUCAUCAAUAACACGAGCUGAUAUUCAUCAAUGGUUCUAUACUAAUGAGAUACCCUAUGGUACAUUCCGUUCGUCCAAUGGACAAAUCUAUCCAUGGUUUCAUGGAAUUAUUACACGUGCUUAUACUGAACAACUUCUUUCUUCGAAACCCGUUGGUACUUAUUUAGUUCGUGUCAGUGAAAAAAUGUUUGGAUAUGUGUUAUCUUAUCUUGCAUCGGAUCAUUGUCGUCAUCUACUUAUUGAAGUUACUCAACAAGAACAUACCUAUCGAUUUUUAGGUGGUGCUAAAAAUGAAUUAUUUGAACAGCUUAGUCAACUCAUUGAAAAAUAUACUAAUACUCCUAUUCGUUCGAAUUCUACUGAUGUUCUUCGUUUUCCAUGCGGUCAAAUUGAUCCUGAACGAACAGAUUAUACUGAUUUAUUUGUUGAUAAUAGUGAAAAUGAAAAAUUCUAUGAAUAUUUAUGUAUGUCACUUGGUUCAACGGCAUCAUCACUACAGUCGACAACACAUUUGUAG